This is a messenger RNA of Trichomonas vaginalis G3, 2709 nucleotides long. RefSeq names its product cell division cycle 20 (CDC20) fizzy-related family protein family. Gene Ontology annotation, molecular function: protein binding. The transcript has a single exon. The record is from RefSeq and is a predicted model, not a curated record. The coding region runs from base 1 to 2709 and encodes 902 amino acids. Gene Ontology annotation, cellular component: cytoplasm. Lineage: Eukaryota; Parabasalia; Trichomonadida; Trichomonadidae.
AUGAUUGCUGACACGAUAAUUCCCCAAUUUCCGCCUGCCUACGUCAAAGAAAACGGCAGGACGAUUGAUUGGGGCAUUGGAAAUCUCAUAGCAUAUGCCAGUGGCUGUGUCGUUCAUUUAUCUGACGUAGAUGGCGAUAAAUUACAAAGAAUGUGCUCAAUUGAAGUUGCUCCAUAUCCAGUUACAUGUAUUUCACUCCACCCGACUAGGAGGAUUUUAGCUGUCGGUGAUAACAACAGCCGUACGUUUCUUUGGGAUUUAGAUUCACGUCGCUUCUUCGCAUCAGCAAAAUCAUCAGUUCCAGGCGAUAAGGCACUCUCUUUAUGCUGGAAAGACGAUAUAUUAAUGAUUUUAUAUGAAUCACAGCGUUUAAUCGGCUUAAAAUGCGUUUCAAGUACAUCAUCUGAGCUUUACAGGAAUUUCGAGUUACUCUGGGAAGUUGAGCUCUCAAAUUACUUUACAAACAUCUCAGUUGACCCUCAUUAUCAUCUAUUUUUAUUAUUAAGUGGUCCGAAAUCGAUUUUCUCAAUCUACAAGUCAAUAAGAGCCGAAAAAUGUCCAGUUCCUUACUUCGAAACGAUCCAACUUACGAAUCCUGAUGAAAUUCAGGACGCACAGUGGUCAUUGCAUCUUCCUGGCUACAUUUUCAUAAUUUUGAGGGGAGAAAUCAUGUUCUUCCACAUGGAAAGCAAGUCUAUCAUGCCAAUUAUCACUCAGAAAUCAACAUCUUCAGGUUUUUCAUUUAUUGUUCAAUUCCAAAACGAUUACUCUCAUUUAAUUACUUUCCACAAAAGUGGAGCCAUUUCUGUCUUUGAAAACAAGAAAUUUUUCACUUUUGUACUCAAAUACGAUUUCCAACCGAAAUUACUCAACGGAAUUGCAGUUGCUGCAGCGAACUCAAACUUACGAGAUGAUAUUAUCGCAUUAUACUAUCCACAACUCGGUUUAGCUCUCUUAGACUUAAAUUCUUUCAAAAUCAAAACAGUUAAUCCGAUUUAUCCAGCGAAUAUCACAUGUUUCGACUGCGAUGGUGUCGGAUACGCGUACGGUACUAGCGAUGGUUUCAUAAUUUUCGGAAAUUGUUUUGAUGUCGAUGAAUUAAACCGCUAUUCAGUUGGCGAAGGUUCUGUUCAGUACGUAAGCUUCGAUGCAAAGCACAGACGCAUUUACUGGCAGACGAGCAAAGAAGUUGGCGUUGUAAAUCUUACAGAUAAGAAAAUCAUCACAUACCAAUCCCGUAUUGGUACCUCCGCAUUGCGAUGCUUCGGUAGUCACGCCGGUGCAUUCAUUGUCCAAAGAGAUGCCCGCGCUCUCGGUAUUUUCAUCAAUGACAAAGAGAGGCCAUUACUUCUGACAUCUGACGCUUUUGACAUAGCUGUCGACGAAUCGAAAUCAAAUCUGACAAAUGGCAGAUUUGCGGUUUUGAUGAAGAACCAGUUCAUACGGUUCUUCACGUACAGUCCCUCGGGUAUCACAGAAGAUAAAGACGGAUUGAAGCCGAGAAACAUCGAUUCCGACGCAAUUACAUUUGCUAUCAACGGAUGCAACUUCGUAACAGGAUUUUCCAACGGCCUAUUACUUUUCUAUAACCAGGAGACUAAGUCUAUCAGAAGAGUAAUCACAGGUUUCUUCAAUUUGAGGAAAUUAAAAUUUGUUGGAAAUUAUCUUUACGGAUUAGCCAACCAGAGCACUUUAUUUGAGAUCAACGACAAAGAUGACAACCCAAGGAUAUGCCAGCACCCUGUUCUUAACUUCUGUACCAUAAAUGAAGAAGUUAUUUUGGUAAAAAUGGACGAUAAAGUGGUCAGAUUCCUUAAUAUUGCUGAUUGGAAGCCUGUCCACUACAUGUCGAAGUUCAUACAUUUGCCGACAGCCGCAGAAAAUCUUAAAUUAUUUAUUGAAAGAAGAAGAAAAGGCGAAGGACUCGAAUACAUCACGGAAGAUGCAAGAGAUGUAUGGCAAGUGUUCAAUGGCAAGCAAUCCUUGCGUCUUUCUUCACUUGCUGGCAUUGGAAAACCCGGAUUCUACGAAGAUCUCACUUGUGAACUGCUAGAAAGAGCCGGAAUCAAUAACCCUGAAGGCCUUAAUGUUAAAUUCAGGGCGUAUCUGUUUUCAAACAGGUUUGAAGAGGCAGCAGCGAUAAUUUCAGGAGAUGAUCCGAAUGAACCAGGUUAUUUGUACAAAGUAACAUUCUCCGCCUUACUUAUUAAUGUCAAGAAAGACAUUGACGACCAAACAAUCGCACAUUUGAAGAUGUGUGCGACUGCAUUGAUGUCUAGUCAGAAAUACUACGAUGCCGCAGUUUUGUUUAGAGUUGCAAGGCUCGAUAGAAUGGCUGUUGACUAUUUGUUGUCUGAGGAACAGAUAGAACUCGCGUUGAGGUUCAUCAGAUCUGUUUUGGACGGAGAAGAGAAGAAAUCAGCUGUUUUCAAGUACGGAGCAAACAGAUACAACAAAGGAUACGUUCAACCGAGUCUUCCUUUCUUCGCUGGUGCUGAGGAGUACCACGCAGUUCUCGCUGCAAUGUACCAAAUCGGAUUGGUCACUGACGCGUACUUCUUACUCCAGAAACUGAAGGAAACUGGAAGACUCAAAUCUCUGUCUGAAAACCAGAGAAAACUCGUUCCAAACAUGCCUCCUCUAGAAGAAUGCAUCAAUAACAUCGAAGUCCAGUUUGCUGAGAUCCUCAAGAAACUGAACCUCGAAUAA